Messenger RNA from Nymphaea colorata (pocket water lily), 1069 nucleotides. RefSeq lists its product as uncharacterized. The record is from RefSeq and is a predicted model, not a curated record. NCBI's taxonomy places the organism in Eukaryota, Viridiplantae, Streptophyta, Magnoliopsida, Nymphaeales, Nymphaeaceae. Bases 297 to 818 code for a protein of 173 amino acids. The transcript has 3 exons.
AAGCGGGAAAUGCGUGAGUUGGAGACCUGUUCGGAGGCAGAGCAGGUGAAAGAAUCAAAUGCUUUAUUUUUUUUUUUAAGUCUAUCAUUUACCGCAAAGGCGGUAUAAUAGAAAAAGGUGCAGUCUGCUCGGCUGUUUUCCGCCGUUUUCUGCACAUUACUUUUUUGCUUUUCCUUAAUAAGGAGAUGGGGAAUCCGCACUUCACACUUUAGUGAUAGACAGCCGGAUACCCUUCUGCAAAAUCUUCUUUGUUUCUCUCGUUUGAGAGUAGGAGAUUGGUUUAGCAGAAAGGGUUAAUGGAGAAAGCUUUGAACAGAGUGAACAGCCUCUGGAUUUCAAGGAAAGCCAGGGAAGAGUUCUCUUCCAUCGGUGAAGAUAUAACUUCUUUAUCAAGUGCUGUGGAAGAGAAAGCAAAAUGGAUCUUCAACAAACUAAAAGGCAAAGAGCAAAAACCCUUGCCAGAUCUUCUGCGAGAUUACGGGUUGCCAUCAGGCAUCUUCCCCCGGAACAUAAUAUGCUAUGAGUUUGAUGAAAGAAAAGCGAAGCUUAUCGUAUACAUGCCUUCUGUCUGUGAGGUGAGCUUCAAGGAUUCAUCUGUGGUAAGGUAUGCUACUCGGGUCAAAGCAACAUUGAUGCGUGGCAAGCUCACUGGGAUUGAAGGAAUGAAAACCAAAUUGCUGGUAUGGGUUAAAGUCAGUUCAAUUAGUGUUGAGAGCUACAGAUCGGACAAGAUAUGCUUUACUGCUGGUGUGAACAAGACAAGGCUCAAAGAUGCAUAUGAGAUCCCUCGUGACUCCAUAAGGGUUGAGGAGUUUUGAUGACAGAAUACAAUUCCUACUGUUUUAGUAUAACGUACUAUUGACAGUCUAAACAAACUUUUCACAUUUAGAGGUGUUCAACUUCAAUAUACUCCUGUAAUUGUGCCUCUGCAACAGUGUUGUGAGCAAGUCUAUAUGUGUCAGUACCAUUGCAUAAAGAUCAGAAACAGAUGUAGCAGCACUUUAGGAUUGCUUGCCCAUGUGAAUCUUAUAAUACAUCACUUUGAUGUAUAAUAUCUAUUUUGGAUUUU